GGAGCGGCGCUGUACCGUCGCUAGUUUCCCAGCUUGUGGAGGGAGAACAGACCGUAUCACCGACUAACCACCGGGAUCUAACAACCGACCACACCGAGAUCAGACUGCAUCCAAACCAGCUGCAGAAUAAGCGCUCCGGUUAGGAGAAUCCCGGACAGAGGCGGAUAUUGCGCGGAUCUCGUACUACGGAGAAUAUGACAGACACCUAGCGCCUACCAACGGCAUGGCGGCAGCUUACCUGGACCCUAACGUGAACCAUGGCCCGAGUCAGGGGGUGAAACCGCGCUUCAGUGGCGGGACGGAACGGCCGGCUGGGACGAUGGAGCGGGUGCUCAAGGUCUUCCAUUAUUUCGAGAGCAGCAACGAUCCCUGCAACUGGGCCAGCAACAUCAGACACGGAGACUCCACCGAUGUCAAGGGCAUCAUCCAGAAGAUCGUGGACAUCCACAAGGUCAGGUGCGUCGCGUGUUUCGGGUUGCGACUCAGUCACCUGAAGACGGGCGAGAUCCACUGGCUUCACCCGGACAUGGGCGUGUCGCACGUGAGGGAGCGUUACGAGCGCAGUCACCCGCAGGACGAGUGGAGAUAUGAGCUGAGGAUACGCUACCUGCCCAAAGCUUUCCUUAAACAGUUUACUGAAGACCAGCCAGCACUAAACUACUUCUACCAUCAAGUGAGGAGUGAUUAUAUGAUGGAAGUAGCUGAUCAGGUUGAUCAAGAUAUUGCACUUAAACUUGGCUGCCUUGAAAUCAGGAGGUUUUUCAGAGAGAUGCCAGGAAACGCUCUCGAUAAGAAAUCGAACUAUGAAUUACUUGAAAAAGAUGUGGGUCUGAGGAGGUUCUUCCCAAAGAGCUUGCUGGACUCGGUCAAGCCCAAAUCGUUGCGGAAAUCCAUCCAGCAAAUGUUCAAACCGUUCGCCAACCUGAACGAUGAGCAGAGCAUCCACAAGUUCUUCGAGAUCCUGUCAGCGGUUCACAGAUUCGAUAAAGAAUGCUUCAAAUGUGCACUUGGGUCCAGCUGGGUGAUAGCAGUCGAGCUGGCCAUCGGCCCCGAGGAAGGAAUCAGCUACCUCACCGACAAAGGUUCAGCUCCGACACACCUGGCUAACUUCACCCAGGUACAGAGUAUACAUUUUGAGGAGCAGGAGAAGAAGGGAAUGCUGCAGUUGCACGUGGCCGGAGCACCGGAGCCUCUUAAAGUGACCACACCGUGUCUGAGCACAGCAGAGAACAUGGCCGACCUCAUCGAUGGGUAUUGCCGCCUGGUCAGCGGAACGUCCUCGUCCUUCAUCGUGCGAGUGCAUAAAGAGGGAGAAAGAGCUCUGCCUUCCAUUCCAAAGGCUUUAAAAGCCUCGAACCACGAUAAACGACUGCAGAGCGUCAGGACGAAGGCCGUAUCUGUCUCAGAUGAGAUUAGUGGGGACGAAACAGACGACUAUGCAGAGAUCAUAGAUGAAGAGGACACGUACACCAUGCCCUCCAAAUACUAUGGACUAGAUGAAGCCAGAGAUUAUGAGAUCCAGAGGGAGAGGAUCGAGCUGGGCCGGUGUAUAGGAGAAGGCCAGUUCGGAGACGUCCACCAAGGACUGUACGUCUGUCCGGACAGUCCGGCUCUCUCGGUGGCCAUAAAGACGUGUAAGAACAGCACGGCAGACAGCGUACGAGAAAAAUUCCUCCAAGAAGCCUUGACGAUGCGGCAGUUUGAACACCCACAUAUAGUGAAGCUGAUCGGUGUCAUCACAGAAAAUCCAGUUUGGAUCAUUAUGGAGCUCUGCACACUGGGAGAGUUACGCUCUUUCCUACAAGUGCGGAAGUACAGCCUGGACCUGGCAUCACUGAUCCUGUACUCCUACCAGCUCAGCACGGCUCUGGCCUACUUAGAGAGCAAACGCUUUGUGCACAGAGACAUCGCAGCUCGAAAUGUGCUGGUGUCGUCUGUGGAGUGUGUGAAACUAGGGGACUUUGGCUUGUCCCGGUACAUGGAGGACAGCUCCUACUACAAAGCCUCUAAAGGCAAACUGCCCAUCAAAUGGAUGGCACCAGAAUCCAUAAACUUCAGAAGAUUUACCUCAUCGAGCGACGUGUGGAUGUUUGGUGUAUGUAUGUGGGAGAUACUGAUGUACGGAGUGAAGCCCUUUCAGGGCGUGAAAAACAACGACGUGAUUGGCCGUAUCGAGAACGGCGAGCGACUGGCCAUGCCACCCAACUGCCCCCCGACCCUGUACAGCCUAAUGACCAAGUGCUGGGCUUACGACCCGAGCAAACGUCCUCGCUUCACCGAACUCAAAGCACAGCUGAGCACCAUCCUCGCCGAGGAGAAGGUGCAGCAGGAGGAGCGCAGCCGGAUGGAGAUAAGGAGGCAGAUGAACGUGUCGUGGGAUUCGGGCGGGUCGGACGAGGCGCCCCCCAAACCUAGCAGACCUGGGUAUCCCAGUCCUCGCUCCAGUGAAGCUUUUUUUACCAGUCCACAGCACAUGGGUCAGCACAAUCACUUUCAGAUGGGAGGCUACCCGGGUCCUCACGGCACGCCCCCCAUGUACCCGUCACAGGGAGCCGGCAUGGGGCUGGACCCGCACAACGGCUGGAACCAGCACAGAGCCGCAUCUGAGCACGGCGUGUGGAGCCCCGGCAUGGAGGAUGGUGCGAUGCUGAGGCCAGGGAUUGGUCAGCCUCUUCCUCCACACAUGAUGGAGGAGCAGCUAAUGCUACAGCAGCAGCAGAUGGAGGAGGACCAGCGCUGGCUGGAGCAGGAGGAGCGUUUAAUGAAAACAGACUCGAGGAAUUCCAGAGGCAGUAUCGAGCGGGAGGACUGCAGUCUACAGGGACCAACAGGAAACCAGCACAUUUACCAGCCGGUGGGAAAAGCAGAUCAUGCUGUCCCUCCUAAAAAACCUCCUCGUCCCGGAGCCUCCGGCCAUGCAGGCAGCGCGGCCGGCCCCACCACCGCAGACGGCUACAACGACGGGGUGAAGAUCCAGCCUCAGGAGAUCAGCUCUCCUCCUACAGCUAAUCUGGACCGGUCCAACGAUAAAGUCUACGAGAAUGUGACUGCACUGGUGAAGGCUGUGAUCGAGAUGUCCAGUAAAAUCCAGCCGGCUCCUCCUGAGGAAUAUGUGCCGAUGGUCAAGGAUGUUGGUUUGGCACUGAGGAAUCUACUGGCGACAGUGGAUGAAACGAUUCCCCUGCUGCCAGCACACACACAUCGAGAGGUGGAGAUGGCUCAGAAGCUGCUGAACUCGGACCUGGCCGAGCUGAUAAACAAGAUGAAGCUGGCGCAGCAGUACGUGAUGACGAGCCUGCAGCAGGACUAUAAGAAGCAGAUGCUGACGGCCGCCCACGCGCUCGCCGUCGACGCCAAGAACCUGCUGGACGUGAUCGACCAGGCCAGGCUGAAGAUGUUGGGCCAGGCGCGACCGCAUUAAAGGGACUAGAACCCGAGCACUCACCAGCAUAGAACUAUACGACUAGCACAUACGUGACACAUACAGGACUCGGUGUUGGCGCAGUAGCCCGUCUGUGUGAAGCGCAGCGUUGGGCGGUGGGCUCUGCAUUAAGUGUUAUACUAACGUACAAGGAGCAGGUCAGAACGAACCAGUAGCCACUGGAAGGGAACGGCAGGGCCGUCGUACGGGUCUCUGGAGAACGGACGACGUCCUGGCGCUGUGUUUAUCAGUCCCGUAUCUGAACCGCGUGGAGAAACGGCUCAGCCGGAGCUGCUGUAAACCCUGCACCAGUAUUGCAUAAACUCUACACCUCCGAUCCGGCGGAAUACGCCUCUGGAUACGGAGCAAAGGCUUCCUGAGCCCCUCCACACCUCUGAAGGAGCGAGAGGGUUGUACAUUUCGGCCGUGUGCCACCUUAGGAUUAAAAUAAAGCUAUAACUAAAAGAAAAGUAAAAACAG
This is a messenger RNA of Trichomycterus rosablanca, 3901 nucleotides long. RefSeq names its product protein tyrosine kinase 2ab (gene ptk2ab). The coding region runs from base 224 to 3421 and encodes 1065 amino acids. The record is from RefSeq and is a predicted model, not a curated record. Lineage: Eukaryota; Metazoa; Chordata; Actinopteri; Siluriformes; Trichomycteridae. Gene Ontology annotation, biological process: signal complex assembly; protein phosphorylation. Gene Ontology annotation, molecular function: ATP binding; protein tyrosine kinase activity. Gene Ontology annotation, cellular component: focal adhesion; cytoskeleton. The transcript is spliced from 34 exons.